GAUGGAGCCAGGUGAGGAGCUGGAAGAAGAGGAGUCUCCAGGCGGUCGGGAGGAUGGCUUCACCGCCGAGCACCUGGCAGCAGAGGCCAUGGCAGCCGACAUGGACCCUUGGCUGGUGUUUGAUGCUCGCACCACACCUGCCACUGAAUUGGACGCCUGGUUGGCCAAGUACCCACCAUCACAAGUUACCCGCUAUGGGGACCCUGGUUCACCCAAUUCUGAGCCUGUAGGCUGGAUUGCAGCCUAUGGGCAGGGCUACACCCCCAACUCAGGUGAUGUGCAGGGCCUGCAGGCAGCUUGGGAGGCUCUGCAGACCAGCGGGCGACCCAUUACACCAGGUACCCUGCGCCAGCUGGCCAUCACCCACCACGUGCUCUCUGGCAAGUGGCUGAUUCACCUGGCACCUGGCUUCAAGCUGGACCAUGCCUGGGCUGGCAUUGCCCGAGCUGUGGUUGAGGGCCGGCUUCAGGUAGCCAAGGUGAGCCCACGGGCCAAGGAGGGUGGGCGCCAGGUCAUCUGUGUUUACACCGAUGAUUUCACGGACCGCUUGGGUGUACUGGAAGCAGAUUCAGCCAUCCGUGCAGCAGGUAUUAAGUGCCUGCUCACCUACAAGCCAGAUGUCUACACCUACCUGGGUAUCUACCGUGCCAACCGCUGGCACCUCUGCCCCACUCUCUAUGAGAGCCGUUUCCAGCUUGGAGGCAAUGCCCGUGGCUCUCGAGUGCUGGACCGUGCCAACAAUGUGGAACUGACCUAGGGGGGCCAAGUGGGAAAGACCAUUCUCUGCCCUGUUGCUGGGGAUGGAUCCAACUGUCUUCCUUCUCUUUAUCCCAAGAAGGCCACGCACCCCAGCAAUGAGGAUUAGGUCACUCAAGCACUGCCUACAUCUUCAGUCCCUUGAGCUUUGCCCUCUUUUUUGGACUGACUCCAGCUCCCAGAGCCUGAGUGCUCUGGCUCCCUGAGGGCUGGGAUCUCAGCCUCGUCAGUGCUGCUCCCUUCCACUGCCCAGGACCACAGGUUGGGUGCAGAUACUCAAGAAGAGAGCCUUCCCCUGGUCACCCUCACCUCCAACUAUACUUCUCCCUCCUGCAUUCUUCCCUUCUCCCCUCAUAAAGGGGAAAACUUAGUGCUUCCAGUCCCUCUCCUUGGAGGCAUCAUAACCCAGGGGGCAGGGACCCUGCAGGACUGAGCAUGCCAUUUUCUGGGGGGUAGUUGUGCUCACCCAUCCCCUGGCAGAGAGGGGAUGCAGAGCUGUGGACAUGGGACCUCCCUGCCAACUCACAGCUGCAUUACCUUUCUCCCUUCCUUGGCUGCCUUGACAUAUGCCUGCUCCUGGCAUUUCAAUAAAACCCAGUUUGGGUCUGUGUCUUGAGUA
Messenger RNA from Chinchilla lanigera (long-tailed chinchilla), 1375 nucleotides. Its product is annotated as chromosome unknown open reading frame, human C11orf68. Lineage: Eukaryota; Metazoa; Chordata; Mammalia; Rodentia; Chinchillidae. The record is from RefSeq and is a predicted model, not a curated record.